Messenger RNA from Diaporthe batatas, 3709 nucleotides. RefSeq lists its product as uncharacterized. Gene Ontology annotation, molecular function: ATP binding; ATP-dependent chromatin remodeler activity. The transcript is spliced from 3 exons. The record is from RefSeq and is a predicted model, not a curated record. Gene Ontology annotation, cellular component: cytoplasm. Lineage: Eukaryota; Fungi; Ascomycota; Sordariomycetes; Diaporthales; Diaporthaceae. The coding region runs from base 341 to 3424 and encodes 1027 amino acids.
CUCAACCUGCAUCAUUCUAAACACGGACACGCGUUCCUGCAUCAACCGUUGUACUAUGUUGCUCAGCUCUUGAUGCUUUCUUUGGUUCUAGUUUAUUGAUCGCAGACCGCUGUCGCACAUUUCCAGCCCUGCAUCGCCCCCCCCCCCAAAACCUUCCUGGUUGCCUGGGUUUUCGCCCCAGAACAGCCUCACUCAAAAAGCAGCACAUCAAGCGUGUGAACGAGGCAGACCAAAGCCAAAUCUGCCUCCGCAGCCUUCCCGACCAUCGGCAGACCGAAUAUUACGUUCCUGAGCUCCAGAUCAGACAUUCAGCCCAUCUUUAUCAUCCAAGAUCGUUACCAUGGCGCGCCUGACGCGUGCCGAGUCCUCGGACGAGGAUGACUACCUCGAUAACAUCAACUCACAGGUCGCGAACCAGUCCCUGCACAACGCCGCCUCACCCGCAGCAGGCACCCCUUCGCGCCCUGGUCAACCUCCAAGCGCCGAAGUAAUCGACCUCACCCACAGCCCCGAACCUGCUCGCGGAUUCAAAUCGUUAAACUCCUUGGGGUUCGGACACUCAGACAAGCCCGUCUUUGGGAAGCCAGGAAAGCUCAUGUCCAGCCUUAAGCAGAAGGCAGCCGGCGCUUCCCAGAUGUUUAUCCAGCCCAAGAACCGACCAGAGCUGCACAGGGAACGGAACGUGCCCCCUCCCCGCAAACCCGCCGAGCCGAAGCCGCCAACUUUCAGCUCUAUGAGCCCCCAGGCAUACCCACCCGAAUACGUCCAGUCAUCAUAUUACAGGGGCGCCCCGACCGAAGCCGCCUUUGAGGACAACACCUUCUAUACGGACCCUGCCAAGGCGAAUGAGGACCUAAAGGCUCUACUGGAGGGCGGACUCGAGGAUGAGGAGGAGGAAGAGAACAAGGGUGACUUGGACGACGGAACACUGGAGGGGAUCAAGGUUAAACUCCUCCCACAUCAGGUCGAGGGUGUCAAGUGGAUGAAGGGCCGGGAGCUGGGUCCUGUCAAGCGCGGAAAGGUGCCCAAGGGUGGCAUUCUGGCUGAUGACAUGGGCUUGGGAAAGACUCUACAGUCCAUCUCACUCAUACUCAGCAACCCAAGGCCAGAUAGGGACCACCCAGACUGGAAGAAGAGUCUGAAUGGUGUCGAGCGAGGCACGCUGGUGGUUGCGCCUCUAGCCCUGAUCAGGCAGUGGGAGGCAGAGAUUAAGGAGAAGGUGACAAAAUCGCAUCGUCUCAGCGUCUGCGUACAUCAUGGGCCGAAUCGUACAAAGCGAUUUCAAGACCUCGCUAAGUACGACGUCGUGAUCACCACUUACCAGAUCUUGGUCUCGGAAUUCAACUACACUUCGGAGACAGUCAAGGCAGGGUGCUUCGGUCUGCACUGGUACCGAGUUAUUCUCGAUGAGGCCCACACCAUCAAGAAUCGCAAUGCCAAGUCCACCAAAGCAUGUUGCGCCUUGCGCUCAGAAUUCCGAUGGUGUCUGACUGGCACACCAAUGCAGAACAACCUAGAUGAACUGCAGAGCUUGGUCAACUUCCUGCGCAUUCAGCCUUACGACAACCUCCAGCAUUGGCGAGAGAAUAUAGACAAGCCCAUGAAGAAUGGCAAGGGACACCUCGCGAUUCGCCGGCUGCACGCUCUCUUGCGGUCCUUCAUGAAACGCCGGACCAAGGAUAUACUUAAGGAAGAAGGUGCCUUGCUGCCAGGCGGAAAGAAGGCCCUCGAGGAGGCCGCGAAGAACGGAACAGGAGAGGCUCCAGCAUCAAAAUUCAAGAUUACCGAGCGCAAGGUCGUGGCGGUCUCCACAGAGUUUUCAGCAUCUGAGAGAAGGUUCUACAACAAGUUAGAGGAGCGCGCCGACAAGAGUCUCGAGGCGAUGAUGAAGCAAAAGGUCAACUAUGCCAACGCCCUGGUGCUGCUACUGCGGCUCAGGCAGGCGUGCAAUCACCCCAGCCUGGUUGGAAGCAAACUGGACAAGGACAAGGACGCCCUCUCGACCGAUACGUCUGCCCAGAAGAACGCAGAUACGAGCGUCGAUGACCUCGCGGACGCACUGGGCGGCAUGGGCAUUCAGGCCAAGAAGUGCGAGCUAUGCAUGGUAGACCUACCUCGCGAUGUCUCCGCACGCGGCCAAGAGCACUGCGACGAGUGCCUGGCGAACAUGGACGAAGUCAACGCCGAAUUCACGGGUGCAAACAAGACCAAGAAGAAGGCAAAGAAGCCCAAAAAGCACGCGAGAAAGACCGAGGACAACAAGCGUAAGCCGCGGAGGCGAAACGUUGUCAUUGAUAGUGACGACGAGGACGAGGAGGGAAGCUGGCUCGUGGGCGAGGACCAGCGCGGCUCGUUGCGCCUAGGCAAGGCCGGCGGCACUGACGAUGAGAAUGCCGAAGGAACGGGCGAAGACCUCGGGUCCGAUGACUCGAUACACCACUCCGAAUCCGAGGCGGGCAGCCGCCUCGACAGCUUCGUCGUCGAUGAUGAGGUCAACACCCAAACCACCUAUGACGAUGAUUCUGAUGAUGACAGUCUUGUGUCUCUUGAUAAGUUCGGGUCACAGCCUACAAAGUCGAGGAAGCAGCGGAAGCCGGCGAGAAGAGUGGAGUCCAGUUCCGAAUCCGAGCCUCAGACCGACUCCGACGACGAGGACUCAGGGGUGUCCGAAUCCGAGCUCGAGAAGACGGAGAUCCUGUACACCACCCCCCACAAGGCGGCGGCCAAGAAGAGCACGGCGCACCUCAUGAACUCGUCCAAGAUCCGCGAGAUCGUCAAGAUCCUGCACAAGGAGGCCCCCGAGCACAAGUUCAUCGUCUUCUCCCAGUUCACGUCGAUGCUGGACCUCGUGGAGCCGUACCUGCGCAAGGAGGGCUUCAAGUUUGUCCGCUACGACGGCGGUAUGAAGAACGACGCCCGCGAGGAGAGCCUGAAUAGGCUGCGCAACGACAAGAACACGCGGAUACUGCUCUGCAGCCUGAAGUGUGGGUCCUUGGGCCUCAACCUGACGGCUGCCACACGGGUCAUCAUCAUCGAGCCGUUCUGGAACCCGUUCGUCGAGGAGCAGGCCAUAGACCGCGUGCACCGCCUCACGCAGACGGUGGACGUGGUCGUGUACAAGCUGACGGUCAAGGGCACGGUCGAGGAGCGCAUCCUCGAGCUGCAGGAGAAGAAGCGCCUGCUCGCCCAGCACGCCAUCGAGGGCGGCAUGAAGAAGAACAAGGACUCGCUCAAGCUGUCCCUGCAGGACCUCCUCAACCUCUUCAAGCCCCGCGCCGACGACGGCGGCCAGCGGGGAGGGGGGGGAGGAGACCUAGAAGACGACGAUGCCCUCAACGGGCUGGCGGACUUUAGGAGCAAGAAGCCGCCCGCGCCCAAGAAGGCGUACCGGAGGGAGGACGAUGUCUAUGGGCGUCGGUGGUGAGGUGCCUCAGCCCGAGCCUCGGAGAAAGAUUGAAUGAGCUCAUGAUGUGCUACGUUUGGACAUGGAAGCCCAGGAAGCUGGCUGGGUGGCGGGAUAGACCGGCUAGGAUAUACUUGUCUGCUGCCGACAUACGGACCAAGACGGCGUCGGCGUUCGGUUCCUUUUGACGUUUGAAAAGAGGUUUCUGUCACUAGAUACCGCUUGUAGAUCAUGGCUCUGUAAUAUGUGGAAUUGUUCAUAAGAUCGAUCAACUUUUAUCAGUGAUCAUCAGGAGGGUGGUUUAUG